AGUAUACAUUUCCGAAUCGUAUUGUAGAGUUAAUACGCCGGGCGAAAUGAAUUUUAGUACGCCGAAACAUAUAAGAAGAUCUCGUCGCUUUGAUCUUAAUGCUAGUGCAUCUGGAAAAAAUCGCACAUUACUUUCGACAACUAAAGAUGUGAAUAAUAGCUUCUCCUUCUCCUUUCCCGCUACUCCGUUAUCGACCUCACUGAAACCCCGUCAAACCUCGAGCAAAUAUAAAUUAGAGCCUCGAGUAUCAGGAUUUCCACCAAAAGUUCAAGAUUUUGUUUCAGGAUGUUUUUUGGAAGAUCCCUCGUAUCUAUCAGCAUGUAUAAAACCAGAAGGAUUCACAUAUUUCGCUUAUAGAGAAAGACUUUUAAUAUAUUCCAUAAACAAAAACAAUAUCACAGAUAAAAUAUAUGAGAUAAGUUUUCCGAAAAAUUCCUUUUCUGUUCGAACAUCCACUGACUUGGUCUCAAUCUUGGAUGAUGGAGAUGGAGCAAUUUCUUGCUUUCUGGCAACCCCUGGAGGUGAAAUGAGAUACUAUAAAGAUAUCCGUAGACCAGAAGAAUUCGUGGACACAAACAUGGUAAUACCUAACACCGUGUUUGUCAACCUCAUUGGAUUUGAGGAUGGUUUUUACGUUAUAGCGUCACAAAACGGAAUGCUAUACCAACUCCAGGCUAACGAAAGAGAGAUUAUCUACAAACAACUUGGUGGAGGACGAGGUAUGUUGCGGGGUAUUGGAAGACGGAUGUCAUCCCUCCUUUUUGGAGCAGCAACCAGUACUGAAGGAGCAGAACCCUUGAUUCAAAUGGUUUUGGGAGAAGAGUCUUCUCACGAUCUACAUACAUUCUACUUGUUGGCUGGAAGACAGUUGCAAAAGUGGUGUGUUGGCGGUUCGAGUCAAAUGUUGUACAACUGCGAUGUAACUGCGUGGUUUAAGGAAGCAAGUGCUCGCCAGAUAUGGAAUAAUGCAGCGGAUAAUUUGCCAUCUCUAAAUGUAUGCUUAUUGGAUAUGAAUUACUCUACUGACGCCGUUGUAAUUUUAGCGGCUUGCUGCAAUGAAGAUGUAUCAGACGAUGUCUAUCUGCUUUUAGGAUCAAUUCAUACUCAUGGCAAUGAUGCGCCCCAAAGCUUCUUGAACGUUUACCACUGCGAUCAAAAGUUGACAAUAGAAGGUGCCAUUAAUAGAAAUACUAUCCGAAAGAGAUUGUCAGCACCUGAUUCACAAUCCUCAGCCUAUCUUAUAGAUUCUAAAACGCUUCUUUGCGUUCCCAAUGGUAAAUAUGGUAGAGUUGAAUGUGAAACUAUUGAAUUUGUUUCUGAAGAUUUGAUUGGAUUUGGGAUUUUUGACCAACAUACCAUCCUUGUUGAUAAAAAUCGAGGUUUUGUAACUAUAAAAGAAGCUUCGCAGAGUAACAAUAUGAUGAAACCAGACUUGAAUAAUUCAUCUUUCUAUAAAAAAGAUGAAUCUCUUCCACCAAAUAUGCCGAGUGUACGACAUUUGAAAGAAUUAAGUCAAAGAUCAAAUAAAAUUGAUAAAUUAAAGGCCGCAUUUUACUUUUUUGUCUCUGGAAAUAGGACUGAAGCAAUAAAACUCCUCAAAGAUCUUAGACAGCCGGAAGAAGCUUUAGAUGGAGUUAUAAAGUCUCUUGCUGAAAGUUUUAUUGACGCUGCACCUCUUUCUGAUCCUCGUUGGGCUGAAGCUUUAAACCAACAAGUUGAGGAACAACAAGAAGGAAGAGUUAUAUUAGUUAAUCAGUUACAAGAUAAACUUAAAGUUUUGGAGUCUUUUAUAUCAUUUUUGAAUAAUUCUGGAAUAACCGAAACUUUGACAACCUUGAAUACUGAGAAUGGUCCAAUACUUACCAUCAUCCUUUUACAAGAAUUGGGUGAAAAAUUAAUGUCUGCGUUUCAUUUCGCAUCCGUGCAACAGCAUUCAUCGUAUCGGGCCAUAAUGGAACAUGCUAUUGCAAUUUGUGUUGAAGGAAGAAAAGAAGCCCUAAACAUUCCCAAUUUAAGACAUGUUGACAUAUUUUAUCGAGAAGUCUCCCGACUAGAUUGGAUAUUUACUGUUUUAGUUGAUAUUAUUGAGAGUAAAUUAGAAGUUGAUGAAGUACCCAAAAUGGAAAUAUUAACAACGGCUUCCUCCAUAGCCGGUAUUAUGGAGGGAGCUUUACAAGAAGCGAUUCAAUAUAGAAAAAAUAAAAGUUCUCUAUACCGUUAUAAUCAAAUCUCUAACGAUGAAAUUUCAUAUUUUUCUUGGUUGGAUCUCGAGAAAGAACAAUCUGUCAUUCAUGCUCUUGAAAGAAUGAUAAACUUGUUAUGUAGAUCUGUAUUAGCAAGAGUUGAAACUGGCACUGAGAGUAUGAUGAUAAUACCAAAGAUUUCAUCCUUAACCGAUAUACUUUUAUAUGCUUACAAAUCACAUUUAAAUCGAAUCCCGAAUACUUCAAGUGAUUCAUAUAAAAUGUUUCAACGUAGAUUUGCAGAAAAGCGGUACAACAUACUCAAGCUAUUUCCUCACGGGUGCGAGCAGUGUGCUAUUAUAGCUGAAAAGUAUGGUGAUUAUAGAAUAUUAAUUGAAAUUUGCGAAAAGAAUGAUGAUAAAUGCCGAUUAGAGAGAUAUAUACAACAAUACUCCAAUAAAAAUUUUAUCGAAUUUGUUUUCAAAUGGUAUUCAGAACAAGAAAAAGUUGGAAAACUUCUUUCAAUUCCAUCUUUGGCACACCAUCCAGAUUUACAGGCAUUUUUACAAAGUGAAAAGAAUAAGCAUUUGGGUUGGCUUCAAGAAAUCAAAACCAACUCAUUCAUUAAAGCACAUAAAACUUUACACGAACUAGCAGAUGCAGAAAUUGAUUCAUUACCCAAAAAAAAGACCCUUUUGAGUUUGAGUAAAUUGGCGGCACUCGCUGACUUUGAAGUUUGUUCAAAGAGGAAUGUAGAAGAAAGUAUUGAGCGUAUAAAUAAAAAUUUGGAACUGAUUCUAAAUCAGGAAACUUUGCCAAGCUGCCUUAUUGAAAAUUUGGGAAUGGAUAGAAAUAAUAUGAGAUGUUUAUCAGCCGAAGAUAUGAUAAAGUUUUGCAUCUCCGAUCUGAAUGAAACUGCUUGCGAAGUUGACUUUAAAAAAGCUUUAGAUUUACUUCAAUAUGUCGAUCCAAAUUAUGUUAAUAGAGAUGAGAAAAUCGAAGUAUUAAAAACGUCUAUAUGGGCGAGGGUCAUUAAAGCUGAUAAUUGGACAAGCUUCAAACCUGACGAUAUAAUAAAUAGAAUAAGAGAGACUGUAUUUUUCAAGACAAUAGAAUUGUCAAUUGGUCAAGGAGCCGAUCCAUUCUUUUUAUUAACGAAAAAAGAAAAUCUAUUGAACUCUGAAGAUUUACAGACUAUGUCAUCGGAUACUUCAUUCCAAUACGCUCUUACAGUAGCUUACGAAUAUAUUCAAACUUUAUGUGAAGGUUCAAUUAAUGCUAUGCAAGUGAACUAAUUUUGAAACUCAUUCAAUGUAUACCUUUUUUUAUGAAAGUUUAGAAGGUUCUUAAGUCGUAUAUAUUUGUAAAAAGGAGACAAAUAAAAACAAAUUAGUUGAUCAAAUUUCACGUUAUCCGUCGAUAUUCAUGUUUUUGAAUAUUUACAUAUACAUUUAUAUAUACAUGUGUAUGUAAAUAUGAAAUACCAAAAGAAACAUGGCUACCUUCAAUUAUUUCCCUAA
Dimorphilus gyrociliatus is the source of this 3703-nucleotide messenger RNA. NCBI's taxonomy places the organism in Eukaryota, Metazoa, Annelida, Polychaeta, Dinophilidae. The record is from the annotation of a GenBank genome assembly.